ACAUAAUUUACCUAGCUAUGGCUUUCACAAAUAAAUCUCAUUUUAUAAUGUUGUUUAUAAUCUCUUCUACUCUUAUUCUCUUUGUGUCUGCAUUAGAUUUUUCUAAUGCUCCAGCAGAAGCACCAGGCUCGGACGACGACGGCUUGUUACCUCUAGCCGAAAAACAUGUUGUAAUUCGCAACAAGGUAAAAAACAGAGAAAUAUUGAAUGUACAUUGCAAAUCUAGUGAAGAUGAUUUUGGGAUUAUCCAUCUUCCUUGGAAUGGUACAUGGGGUUUCAGAUUUCAUGUUAACAUUUGGAAAAAUACGAAAUUUCGUUGUCAUUUUACAUGGCAUAAAGGCGGAUCUCAUUAUUUUUAUAUAUUUAAAGUAUCAAGAGAUGAUAGUGCAUUUGGACAAAUUCCAGUUUGUAAAGAAUGUAUAUGGGAAGUGGGAAAAGAUGAUGAAAACCCUAUUUGUCGUAUUCCUCGUGAGAAGGAAAACAAUUCAUACUGUUUCAAAUGGGAGGAUGGUCCUUAAGAAAGAAAAAAAAAAUUAUUGUUAUCACUAUAUCUUAUCAAAUAAAUGUAACCAUCAAAAUUGAUUGAAAAAAUAUAAUACCAUUUAUAAUGUUGGAAUGUUUGAAUGUUUAGAAGCUUUCUUUAUUUGAAGUUUUUACAUAUCCACAGAAGCAAACUAAUCUUUUUUCUUAGAUGGAUUAUAUUAUUUUUCUCUUACAUAAACAUCCUGUUGAAAACUAAGCUUCUAACUCUAUUACCUAUAGUUUCGACUGUUGUUACUAUUUAGUACAGCUAAUUCAGCCCUACCAAAUGGCAAACACCAUCUAAGAAACUUAAUGAGCCAAUGAAUGAAUCAAUCCAAGUUCUCAAAAGAUAUGAUUUGAAAGAACCACAUCC
Arabidopsis lyrata subsp. lyrata is the source of this 895-nucleotide messenger RNA. Its product is annotated as S-protein homolog 5. The transcript has a single exon. NCBI's taxonomy places the organism in Eukaryota, Viridiplantae, Streptophyta, Magnoliopsida, Brassicales, Brassicaceae. The record is from RefSeq and is a predicted model, not a curated record. The coding region runs from base 18 to 518 and encodes 166 amino acids.